AUGCUGGAACUCGCCUGGCCUGGAAAGCAACUGUUCGCUGCAGCAUCCAUGGAAGCUGUCAUUUUUGGUUUUCCUCUUCUAAUAGAGGUGUUCUGUUCUCUUCAGCAGGUAACAUCGAAAGGUGCUGGCUUAAACCCUAAUGCAAAAGUGUGGCAAGAAGUCCCCCAAGGGAGUGGAGAGGCCGCGCCAGCAACCAAUGGCGCUGAGCACUCGUGGCAAGAGACAGCGGCUGUGCAAGGGCCUCUGGCCGAGGGUAACCUAGAGAUUUCGGAGGAUAGCUGCAAGCAAUAUGAAGUGAUGUAUUCUCCGUCUUGUGAAGCUACAAGAAAUGGCACAGUGGUUGAUGAGGCUUCUGCAAAUGGAAUGGUCCUAGCGACUGAAGACCUUGGCUACCAAAUCUAUGAAGUUUCUGGUGAAGGCAGCUCUGCUGUGUCCGCAGAAGACAUUAGAGAAUGUUUGAAAAAACAGCUUGAAUUCUGCUUCUCACGGGAGAAUCUCUCAAAGGAUCUCUAUCUGAUGUCUCAGAUGGAUAGUGAUCAGUUUGUUCCAAUAUGGACAAUUGCCAACAUGGAAGGUAUUAAGAAGCUGACAACGGAUAUGGAUCUCAUUCUUGAAGUUUUGAGAUCUUCUCCUAUGGUACAAGUGGAUGAGAGAGGGGAGAAAGUCAGACCAAACCACAAACGAUGUAUUAUUAUUCUUCGUGAAAUCCCUGAAACGACACCUGUAGAGGAGGUGAAGGCUCUGUUUAAAAAUGAAAACUGCCCCAAAGUGAUAAGCUGUGAGUUUGCUCACAACAACAACUGGUACGUUACAUUCCAGUCGGAUACAGACGCGCAACAGGCAUUUAAAUACUUAAGGGAAGAAGUGAAAACCUUUCAGGGCAAGCCAGUAAUGGCAAGGAUAAAAGCCAUCAACACAUUUUUUGCUAAGAAUGGCUACCGGGUAGUGGAUUCUAGUGUCUAUACUCAGCCAGUCCAAACGCAAGCACAGUUUGCCUCACCACUCUUUAUGCAGCCUGUAUAUAGUCCUCAGCAGUACUCUAUUUACAGCAUCGUGCCUCAGACGUGGUCUCCAAGCCCUGCACCUUACUUCGAAACCCCCCUGGCCCCCUUUCCUAACGGUGGAUUUAUGAAUGGCUUUAAUACACCAGGAUCAUAUAAAACAAAUGCUGCUUCUUUGAGUAUAGGUCGCCCAUUCCAUAGAAAUCGCGUGAAGCCUCACUUCCGACCGUCCAACAGCUCGGAGCACGCGGCGGAGGGGCCGACCGCGGCCAGCACCGUGGCCAUGGCGGAAGGACCACUGAACAGAAGCAGCUCAAGGAAUUUUGUUAUGGAGCGGCAUAACAGCACGUUGACAGGGCACCAAGAUCAAGGCUAUUCCCAGAAGGACUCUCCUAUGGCGCAGAUGGAACAGAAUGGAGAUUAUGGCAUUGGCAGGGGCAGGAGGAAUGUUUUCAGAGGUCGGAGGAGACGGGAAGAUGAUCGUAUUUUAAGGCCUCAGCCUUCAGCAGAAACAAAGACUCAGACACCAAAGUUUGACUUGCUAGCAUCAAAUUUCCCACCCUUGCCUGGCAGCACAGCAAAAACACCAGGAGAGCCUGUCCUGGAGAGCAGGAUGUCUGACAUUGUUAAAGGCAUCUGCAAAGAAAAGGAAAGCAAAGAUUUGCUGUCCAGCUCUCCAGCCCCUGCUCAGGAAGAACAGAUGCCCAGCCCUGCCCAGCAGCCUGUCGCAAGCACGAGUUCACCGAGUCACACUGAAGCCGUGGUGUUAAGCACAGUUCAGCCAGAUAGCAAGCCCGAAGAAGUAUCUGCUCAGAAAGAUGUCCUGAGCCACUCUUCGCCAGCGGUGUCUGCCUGUCCGGUGAGCACUGCAAAGCUGCCAAGGACAAAUGCCACUUCAUCCUCUACUAAUGCGAGCGCAGCACCCGCUGUGCUGAUGCAGGAGCCACGUAAGCUCAGCUAUGCUGAAGUCUGCCAGAAGCCCCCAAAGGAGCCUCCUCCAGUUCCUGUUCAGCCUCUUAGGGAGCUUCGCACCAACGUAGUUUCCCCCGCCAAAAAUGAAGAAAAUGGUACACCCGAAAAGGCUGCAGAGAAGACUUCCGAAAAGGCUCAAGACAAGGUGGAAGGUCGGAUGAAGGAUUACUCUGGGUUCCGGGGCAAUGGGCCUCCCAGGGGAGCUGCUGGGAAAAUCAGGGAACAGAGGCGCCAGUUUGGACGCAGAUCUUCGCCUCAGGGAGCACCUCGACGUGUCGGCAAGGAGCAGUACGUGCCACCCCGGUCACCAAAGUAACGCGGGUCCAGGCAAAUAUUCUCUAUUUAAUUUGAGCUGUGGACUAAUGAGCAGCAAAGGAGACUGUGAGAGAGAAGUAUUCAUGAAGGGGAAUACUGAACCGAAGUGUGGCCUGUAGGGAGAAGUGGAGGGUCCCAAAAUUCAUCUCUAAAAGUGAUUUCACAAAUGCUGGAGGAUUCCAAUCACUAUAAAUAUAGAGAUUAUAAUUUUUGUAUUUUUGUUUUUAAUUUGCAGAGGGUUUCCUGCUUGAAAUCAGUUUUGGGGUUUUAAAGCUAGCAUUUUGACAAGGUGAAAAAAUAAGAAUUGACAAAUUAACAUGCCCCUCAAUGUGGGAGGAAGAGGCUAAGAGAAUAUUAUUUUUGAAAAAUAAGCAUUUCUGUAAAAUUAGAACUUUUUUAACCUAUUUAACAUUUGGCUUGUAGGAUGAUGUCUGCCAUGAAUGGCCUUGCAUUGCAGAGCACAUCUGCAGCUGAGGUGUUUGGCCAGCGUGUUAGUUGAAUGAGUGCAGCCAGAUACUGUCAUGAUUUAGUCACUGAUGAUAAAACUGAAUGUACUACUGUAAUAAACUCUGUGUUUCCAGAUUGAAGUAUAGUCUCUUGAGCUUACAGACUCAUUCAGCAAGCUUUUAAACUACAAUAUUUACAGGAGACUGGAUUGCAAAUCAGAGCACAUGGACAGCAGAAAAUGUCUCUAGACACAGUUGGAAGGAGGUGGAAGGGAGCAUGCCAGUUUUUAAGUUGUCAUUU
Molecule: messenger RNA, 3035 nt
Organism: Tinamus guttatus (white-throated tinamou)
Lineage: Eukaryota; Metazoa; Chordata; Aves; Tinamiformes; Tinamidae
Source: RefSeq, a predicted model, not a curated record